This is a messenger RNA of Pipistrellus nathusii (Nathusius's pipistrelle), 1065 nucleotides long. NCBI's taxonomy places the organism in Eukaryota, Metazoa, Chordata, Mammalia, Chiroptera, Vespertilionidae. The record is from the annotation of a GenBank genome assembly.
AUGGAGUCGUCCCACAGGCCGCCCGGGCCCGAGGCAGACCUUCUGACUUUGGGGAGACAGCGAGCCGCGGUCGUGGGCGGCGGGCCGGGCCGAACGCCCUCGGAACCGCCCUCAGGCUUCCGGGUGCCGGGAGAGGAAGAAGCCGAGAACGUUGGGGGCUCGCGCCGCCACCCCGGCGCGUCCCCUAAGACCUCGAGCUCCAGCGUCGUCCGCUGGCCGGGAUCGGAGGCUCCGGAGGACGAGCUCGGCCGCCCCGCGAUGCUGGGUGGACCGGGGAGCCACCGGGGAGCGCCGGAGCCCGAGCUCCACCCGCUCGGGUCUUCCCUGCGCCAGGACCCCGCGCCGCCCGAGGGCCAGCCCGUCUCCGAAGCCGUCAGCCGUCGAGGAGGCCCGGGAGGCGGCGGGAUGGAUGCUGAGCAGGAGGAGGAGGAGGACGACGCCGAGGAGGCGGCCGGCCGGGCCGGCAGGUCGUUCUCCAGCCGCCUCCAGGACAGCCGCAGCCUGGACGGGCUGAGCGGGGCGUGCGGCGGCUCCGGGUCCCCAGCGGGUGCGGAGCCCGGCGCGGGGGGCGGGCGUCGCGCCACCAUCUCCAGCCCCCUGGAGCUGGAGGGCACGGUGAGCCGCCAGGGCGACCUCACCCAUUUUGUCGCCAACAACUUGCAACUCAAGAUCCGCCUGAGCAGCACCUCCCAACCCCCGCCCCCUGUCCCCGCGCCGCCCUGCUCGGCACCUCCAUCCUCGCCGGCCAUCCCCCCCAUCGACCCGGACGUGCUGCGGGACCUGGAGCGGCUGAGCCGGGAGCUGGGCGGCCGGGUGGACCGUCUGCUCCGCGGGCUGGGCGGUGCGGUGCAGGAGCUGACGGCGCUGAGCGUGGGCUGCAUCCAGACCUACCGCGACGCCGUGGACUCCCUAGGCGAAGCCGUGGACAUGAGCAUCAAAGGGAUGUACACGCUGCUGGCGCGCUGCGAGGAGCUGGAGAGGGCUCUGCAGCCAGUGCAGGGGCUGGCGCGCCAAAUCCGGGAUAUCCGACGCACCCUGGAGGUGCUGGAGGCUCUGUGCAAGUGA